AUGGAGACCGAAACCGUGUCCAUGUCCGACUUUGCCUUAAUUAAAGUUUUGGGGAAAGGAGGUAAGCAUCGUUUUUGUUUACAUUAAGGCUUACAAUGCUUUAUUACUACCAACUUGGCAAAGGUUUGGCAAGGUCUUUUGUAACUUAUUUGAUUGAUUUAUUUUUGUGCCUAAUUUUUGACUAAAGUUUCAUUCGUUUUAUUUCUAUUCUAAUUGUAAUCAUAAAUGUGAAUCACGUUCCUUUUUACACUAACUUUUUUGUUCCAGCGUAUGGCAAGGUGUUUUUGGUUCGCAAAAUUGGGGGGUCUGAUCAUGGAGUAUAUUACGCGAUGAAAGUGCUGAAGAAAGAACGAAUUGUAAGCAAACAAAAGAGUCUUGAACAUGCCUUGAUGGAAAGGAAAGUCCUUAUUCAACUUCGAGGAUGUCCCUUUUUGGUUAAUAUGAUCUAUGCCUUCCAGUCAGAUUCAAAGCUUCACAUUAUAAUGGGUAAGGUCUACAAAAUUUUUUUUGAUCUUUAGAAUACGUUAGUGGAGGUGAAUUGUUUACGCAUCUAUGCAGAAGAAGGUAUUUCCCUCCGCAAAUGGCUCGGUUUUACUUGGCUGAGCUUGCCGUGGCUUUGGAAUAUGUACAUCAGGUACAUUUGAUGAUUGUUUCCGUCAAUAAUUGUCUUAUUUUCAGAAUGGCGUUAUUUAUCGUGACCUAAAGUUGGAAAACAUUCUUCUAGACAGUGAUGGGCAUGUCAAGUUGACUGAUUUUGGACUUUCCAAAGCAUUUGAUGUCAAAGAAGAGGUUUGUCAUGGCAUAAUGGCUUUAUCUCGGUUUAGAUAAACCUUGCUCAUUCGUAUUGUGGUACGGUCGAGUAUUUGGCCCCAGAAGUGGUGAAAAGGGAUCCUGCCGGCUAUACCAAAUUAGCGGAUUGGUGGAGUUACGGGGUAAUCGCCUUCGAGCUACUCACCGGAUGUUCUCCAUUUACUAUUGAUGGAGAUCACAACUCAGCCAGAGAAGUCGGAAAGUAGGUGCAGUCUUUUUUUUGAUUAUGUUUUAGACGGAUUUUGGAGAAACAGGUACCUUAUCCGAAGAAUAUGGAUAAUGUUUGUAAAAACUUUAUUUCCUCUUUUUUGGAAAGAAAUCAAACGAAAAGGUUAGGGAUGAACGAUGUCAAGGACUUUGCUGAUCAUCCAUUCUUCCAAGGAGUCGACUGGGAAGAAGCCAGAAAUAGGAAACUGACCCCUCCAUUCAAACCUCAUAUUGGCGGACAGGUAAGAGACCUUUGAAUUGUAUACGUGAUGACUAAUAAAAUGGUAUAAAGUGUUGUUUUAGUCAGAUGUCCGAAAUUUUGCUCCAGAAUUCACUGCCCUUGAGCCAGUAUUUACCCCGGGAGAUGUCUCCGAUUCUUUCAAAACAAUGUUUAUGGUAUGAUUGAUUUGGAUCUUUUAAAUUGUUUAAAAUAUUUGUUUUUAGGGUUACUCUUACAUAUCCCCGUCAGUCAUGUAUUCCAAUAAUAAUGUGAUCGGCGAAGAGAAUUUGGAUGGAAACGCGAACAUAAAACAAUCUCCAUUUUUCAAUAAGUACGAGUUAGUACUUACAAAUGAUGGGUUUCUGGGACAUGGGACUUUCUCAGUUUGCAGGUAAGCAUUACUGAUCAUCGAAAAGGUUAUAUUUCAGAAAGUGCCGUCGUUUAUCAGAUGGAAAGCUUUUUGCAGUCAAGAUUGUGAGUCAGAAGUUUUCUCAUCAAGCUCGGAGAGAAGUCAGAAUUCUGGAGACCGUCAAUCCCCAUCCGAAUAUUGUUAAUUUUGUGGAGGUCCUCGAGGAUUACCUCCAUUUUUAUAUUGUUUUGGAGUUAUUAACGGGUGGGGAAUUGCUACAUCGCCUGAAGAAUAUGAACGCCUUCACUGAAUGUGAGGCCUCAAAAUUUAUGUCCCAAUUGGUCGCCGCUGUGUCCCAUUUGCAUUCCAAAUUUGUGGUUCAUCGGGAUUUGAAACCAGAAGUAAGUGGCAACUUUUAAAUUCAGCUCUUAAUUUUAGAAUAUUCUGUUCGAAAGUGAUGCCCCGGAUGCGCAGAUCAAGUUGAUUGACUUCGGAUUUGCACGUCUCCUCCCCAAUACCUAUGAAUCCCUCUCCACCCCUUGUUUUACCCUCGCAUAUGCAGCUCCAGAAGUGAUUGAAGUGGAAGAUGAACUUCCCCAGUAUAAUCAGCAAUGUGAUCUCUGGAGUCUAGGGGUCAUUAUGUUCACGAUGUUAAGUGGAAAGGUCCCUUUCCAUGCCAAGACUACUGCCGAAUCCGCAAAUGACAUCAUCGCCAGAAUCCGUUCCGCCGAAUUCAGUUUUGAUGACCCGUCCUUUGACUCUGUUAGUAAUAUGGCCAAGGACUUAAUAACAGGCAAGAUUGAUGGAAAGGUUAACAUGGUUACAGGGUUACUUACAAUCGACCCCAAGAAACGUGUAACCUUGGCCGAGUUGUGUCGUCAUCCCUGGAUUAAUAUGCAUAAGAAAACAAAUGCUCUCAGUGAGGCUAAGCAACUAACCACACCUACUCUCCUUCCAAAGACAGCAGGUUAGCAUAAUUUUGUAAAUAUUCAGGAAAUUAAUGCACAUCUUACGUUAGCUAUCUUAGGUGAGAGUUUCAAUGAGACAAUAACAGCUCUUUGGUCCGCUAAUAAAGCUGGUUUCCAUCUAAUGGAUGUAACUACUGCCCCAUUACUGGUCAAAAGAAGGGGCACAAAAAGGGCGAGCAGUGACAGGAAUCUGGAGAAUAACAACAAGGCCGAAUCUACAUUGCACUCGGUCUCCGAAGCCAAUGAGGACCAUCUCUCCCGUCCCAAUACUCUCGAUAUUUACGGAUCGGCCCCCAAUUCGGCCGCUUUUACCGAGUAUCGAGAUACCAAGCCCCCGGAAUUGAAGUACAGCCGAGAUUGCCCUCCUUACAACUAA
Molecule: messenger RNA, 2930 nt
Organism: Bursaphelenchus xylophilus (pine wood nematode)
Lineage: Eukaryota; Metazoa; Nematoda; Chromadorea; Rhabditida; Aphelenchoididae
Source: the annotation of a GenBank genome assembly